Trichoderma aggressivum f. europaeum is the source of this 3087-nucleotide messenger RNA. RefSeq lists its product as uncharacterized. The coding region runs from base 1 to 3087 and encodes 1028 amino acids. Gene Ontology annotation, cellular component: proteasome regulatory particle, lid subcomplex; cytoplasm. Gene Ontology annotation, molecular function: protein binding. Lineage: Eukaryota; Fungi; Ascomycota; Sordariomycetes; Hypocreales; Hypocreaceae. The transcript has 5 exons. The record is from RefSeq and is a predicted model, not a curated record.
AUGUCUGCUUCUAACCGCCCCGAGGACGAGGUUGACGACGACCUCCUCGAUGCUGAGGAUGUGGGAGAAGAGGUCGCCGACGACGAUGACCUCACCAUGGACUCCGACAACGAGGAACUCAUCCUCCAUAACGACUCGAUUGCCUUCUUCGACCUGCCCCAAGACUCUCUCUUCACCAUUGCGCAACACCCAGUUCACCCUUCGCUCAUCGCCGUUGGCGGUUCUGCCGGUGAAGCCGACAAUGCGCCUGGAGCUGGCUGGCUCUUUGAUGCUUCCGCUGCCCAGUCGCGCCCUGUGCUCCCCGCGAGCUACGCCAGCGAUCCUUCUGCCCAGCCUCAGACAACCCAGCUCGAGAGCCUGUAUUCUCUACAGGGCCACACAGACUCCAUCAACGCCCUAGCCUGGACUCUUCCUCAGGGCGAGGUCCUUGUAAGUGCAGGCUUGGAUGGCAGGGUUAAAGCCUGGAAGACGGACGUUCAGCCCUCUACGGGCGUCAAGGUCACUCUCCUCGGAGAGGCGCAAGAGGUCGAAGAGAUCAACUGGGUUGCGCCCUGCCCUUCGCCUUCAAAUCCCAACACCAUCGCCCUCGGCGCCAACGACGGUUCCGUCUGGGUCUACACAAUUGAUCCCUCCGACUCCUCCAACCCCCUCCAGAUCGUCCAGUCCUAUUUCCUGCACACUGCUUCUUGCACAGCUGGAGCAUGGACACCCGAUGGCCAGCUUCUGGCGACCGUUUCCGAAGACGGCAGCUUAUACGUCUGGGAUGUGUGGGGGCUUGCUGCUGCACAGGGCCUUACCAACGACAACGGCAUGACAGCUGUGUCACUGACGGCCGAGGAUCAGCGAUUCGAGGUUGAGGGCGGUCUAUACUCCAUUGCCAUUGACCCCAAGGGCGCAUUCCUCGCUACCGGCGGUGCUGGCGGCGCUAUCAAGAUCGUCUCUCUUCCCCGUCUUACAGCUGCCGCGCCAGCGAGGUCAGCUCGAGGUGGCAAGUCUGCCGCCGACCCAACCACUGGUGGGCAGAUCCUGGCCUCACUUCACAGCCAGACCGACAGCGUCGAGACGAUUGCCCUGUCAGUUGCAUCAACGAACCCUCCCACUACUCUUCUGGCAGCCGGCUCUGUAGACGGCUCCAUCACCGUGUUCGACGCAACCCGUCGCUUUGCUAUCCGAAAGAACCUUGUCGGUGCUCAUGAGGAGCACUCCGUCGUCAAGGUUGAGUUUGUGCCCAACUCAUGGCUGCUCACAAGCUGCGGCAUGGACGGUGUCGUUCGACGAUGGGACUUGCGAGCCAGCGGCGCUACUGGCGGCGCCGAAGGAGGAAACUCUGGCUUGCUAAAGGAGUGGAGGGGCCACAGAGGCGACGGUGAGGGAGGCGGUGUUUUGGGUUUUGUGCAAGGACAAACUGGAGAGAGAUUGGUGACGGCUGGUGACGAUGGUGUUUCAUUGGUUUUCGAGGCCAGCCUCGCCAAUCACUAUCAGACCAGACCAACCCUCCCACCCGAGUUCGAAUCGUUUGCGAAGCAUCAUCGAGCCGAAUUUGCAUCUUCAAUUCCCGACCGGCGACUCCCAGAUCCCGAAUACGACACGCUCCUCCAGCAUCUCCUUCCAGCCGCCGAGUCGACGCCGCACGCCACAAUGUCCGAGGCAACCCUCAAGCCCGAGAAGGACUUCUCCAAGGAGGUUGACCAGCAGCUCCCAGAGGCUGAGAGCCUGGCCAAGACCAACCUCCAGGGCGCAAUCGAGAAGCUCGCCGCUCUUGAGAAGCAAACCCGCCAAGCCUCGGAUCUUGCCUCGACAUCCCGAAUCCUCGUGGCAAUUGUCACAUUAUGCAAAAAUGCCGGCGACUGGAGCUUAAUGAACGACCAAACGCUGGUCCUGUCGAAGAAGCACAGCCAGCUCAAGCAGGCCAUCACCAAGAUGGUCCAGACCGUUGUCGGAUUCCUCGAUGACACUCCCGAUCUAAAGACGAAGCUCUCCGUCAUCGAGACGCUGCGAACAGUCACUGAAGGAAAAAUCUUUGUCGAAGUCGAGCGCGCUCGUGUCACCAAGAUCCUCUCCGACAUCAAGAAGCAGCAGGGCGACGUCAAGGCAGCCACCGAGAUUCUGUGCGAGCUUCAGGUGGAAACAUUUGGCUCCAUGGACCGACGAGAGAAGACAGAGUUCAUCCUGGCCCAAGUUGCGCUCUGCAUUGAGAGUGGUGACUGGACACAGGCGGCCAUUCUGGGCCGAAAGAUCAGCACAAGGUACUUGGCGCGAAAGCCCAAGAAGACGGCCGAGCAGCUGGAAAAGGAACAGAAGGAGCGUGAGAAGAAGAAGGCCCGCGGAGAGGAGGUCCCAGAGGAAAAGGAGGAUGACACAACGGAUCUGAAGCUGCGCUACUAUGAGCAGCAGAUUACACUGGCGAAGCAUGAAGACAAAUACCUGGACGCAUGCAAGAACUACCGCCAGGUUCUUGAUACCGAGGCUGUCGAAGAAGACGCCGCCAAACUCCGCCCUGUUCUCCAACGCAUCAUCUACUUUGUAAUCCUUGCUCCCUACGACAACGAACAACACGACCUCCUUCAGCGCAUACACAGAGACUCCCGAAACUCUCAGGUUUCCGAGGAUGCUGAGCUUCUCCGGCUCUUUACAGUCCACGAGCUGAUGCGGUGGCCCGAAAUCGCCAAGAGGUUCGGCCCGCAUCUGUGCGGCACCGACGUCUUUGACGCUCAGCCCGGACAGUCUGCAGAUGAAAAGGCCAACCAGCGGUGGGAGGACUUGCGCAAGCGCGUUAUCGAGCACAACGUUCGGGUCAUUGCCAAGUACUACACUCGCAUCCAGUUGAGCCGCCUCACCGAGCUCCUUGACCUUGCGGAGGAUGAGACAGAAAAGUACAUUAGUGAAUUAGUCACCUCCAAGACUGUGUACGCCAAGAUCGACCGGCCGGCACGAAUCGUCAGCUUCGCCAAGCCUAGAGACGCAGACGAUGUCCUGAACGAGUGGAGCCACAACAUGAAGAGCUUGCUGGGGCUCUUGGAGAGGAUCGACCACCUCAUUACCAAGGAGGAGAUGAUGGCACGCAUCCAGCCAACGGGAUCUAAAUAG